AUGGUUCCGAAAGCAGCCUCACCACUGGUGUGGUUGUUUUGGUGGCUGGGACCACUGCCUUGUGCUCUGUCUGCAGUAAACCCACUGGCGCCAGUCCGACGAUGCUACAUCCCGUCCCUUCGCGAAGGGGAAGGCAGCGGCUGCACCCGGCUGCAAGUGCUGCUAGGAGCUCAAUUUGGACUCAACCGCUACGGACAAGAAACAACGGCGCAGCGGCUUUGUUUGAAGAAGUUGCGCGAGGUCGGUGGCAAUACUUUCGUCUUUGCCCAAGGAAUUUGUGAUCUUUGGAACUGCAGCUCAGCGGAUGCGUUGACAGGGACCUCUGCUGACCAACGGUCACCUUCGGAGCAGCAGAACUCCACUCCGUCCGUCUUCAGCGAGCUCUGCGAUUACCAAGAACUUAACCCCAGUCCUGAUGUUCGUCGCAGCCCUGUUUUUGUGAAGCUCUGGGAGUGGAAUUAUGUAGAUAUCGGGAAGGAGUGCCAAGAUUACCUCGGGCCAAACGGCUUCGAUGCUGUCCAGGUGUCGCCUGUGACGGAACACAAGCUUGGACCUCAGUGGUGGACGAAGUACCAGCCGGUCUCCUUUUCCCUGAGCUCACGGUCCGGCUCCAUGGAAGACUUCGCCCAAAUGGUGGCAGCUUGUCGAGCGAGCGGCGUGCAAGUCAUGGUAGAUCUCAUCAUCAACCACAUCGCGACCCCAUGCAAAGAUGGUCGUGGAACGAGCUCGGGGACACCAUGUGUGGGCUGGAAUGGGAGCUUGUAUGGAAACCGGCGGUUGGCUGGUGCACGAGGUUGGGACGCUGCAGGCCCAGAGCAUUUCAACCACCUGGAAGGAUCCUUGAUGGACAACUGCAUCGUGGGCCCUCCCAGCUGGACCUGCAAGGCGGGCAGCAUCGACGUUACCGACUGCAGCUGCUGUAGCUGUGAUUUUCUUAAGCUGCCAGAUUGGAAUACAGGCUUGCCGGCGGUGCACGACAUGCACCUGAGACAUGUGCAAGAACUGCACGACAUUGGUGUGACCAUGCUCCGGAUUGACCUGUCGCUCUUUGAGUCCAUCGCAGACCUUAGUAAUGUGCUGAGCUCUGUGCCAUGGGACUUUGUCUACCAAGAAUGGUGGUGGGAGAAGCCAGAUCCCAUGCGCCACCGCUACAUCGGCCAUUUUCGCGACAUCACCUACCGGUAUCUCAUAACACACUACUUGGGCAAUUCCACGCUGGAAAAGCUGCCCGAGGCAUUGACCUUGUCCCGGGGCCAUGAUCAGAUUCGUCCUGAGACGAGUGUCUAUCCCAUCGCCUUUCACGAUGGCCGAACUUGGAAAGCAAAUCCUGGCAAUGCCACCUACAAGAAUGGCCUGGAGUUCCACCAGCAGCAGAAGUUCAUCCUCGCUUGGCCGAGGGGCUCCUCCAUUCUGCUCUGGGGCGGCUUUGGCUGGUCGUCCAUGAGUGAUGGGCCUCCGGGUUGUGAUUUUCGUGGUGAGCAACACUGCCAGCCCGAGCCUGUCUUCCUGGAUGGACAGGCCCAGUGCAUGACAACUCCGAGGGAGUCGCCCCUGCCAGCGGACCUGGCAAUGAAACGCACCUGGGUCUGUGAGCAUCGAUGGGAAGGUGUGGCGGGCCUCAUCGAGUUCCGGAAAGCUUGCCGUGGCCUCGCAGUGACAAGAACCUGGAAGGAUUGCUUUGCGGCUCUCGUCCGUGGCUACAACACACAGCUGAAAUCUGAAUGGGGACAUCUGGGCAACUGGCUCUUGGAUGGCCUUUACGUGGGACUUCCGAGUGGCAGAUAUUGCGACCUCGGAUCGCUGCCAACACAGCGGGGAUGGGACCGCAAAAGGUGUCCUCGGCAAGUAGUCAUCGGCACGGACGGCAGGAUCCUGAGUGGCAUUGUGUUGGAAGGUGAUCUUCUGGCGAUUCACGUUGGAGGCAGGAUGUCUUGA
Symbiodinium sp. CCMP2592 is the source of this 1935-nucleotide messenger RNA. NCBI's taxonomy places the organism in Eukaryota, Dinophyceae, Suessiales, Symbiodiniaceae. The record is from the annotation of a GenBank genome assembly.